UGUGGCUUAAAAACGGUGAAAAAUUGAGUUACAAAAUGACUUCGCCAUCGCCGGCGAAUAGUCCAAUGCCACCACCACAGGCACCAAGCCCAAUGGGACCACCUUCACAAAGUCCGGCACCCUCGCCAUCACCACACAGUCCGUAUCCACCACAUCCGGGACAACAGGGCCCCGGUGGGCCACCGGGUCCACCACAAGGGCCUAGUGGUCCACCACAAGGACCUCCGCAUGGUCCACCACAAGGUCCGCCCCAUGGUCCACCACAUAUGCAGGGACCUCCACCGGGACCAGGACAACAUGGCCCACCGCCACCUGGUCACCCCGGUGCUCCAUAUGGUCAUCCCAUGCAACAUGGUCCACCACACGGCCCGCCUCAUGGAGCUCCCCAACAUGGUCCAAUGUCAACACAACAGCACGGUGUUGUGUCACAACAUGGUCCUCCACCUCCCGGCCAACAUGGACCGCCAGGAGCACAAGGUGGUCCACCACAAGGGCCUCCCAUGAAUCACGGGCCUCAUGGUGUACCACCGCAUGGAGUACCACAACAGCAGCCGGGUGGUCAAGGUGCGCCACCCCAUCUCAAUGGUCCGCCUGGUCAAGGCCCACCCGGUCCCCAGGGCCAUCAUAUGCCACCACAUCAUCAACCAAUGGGUCCCCACAUGGGUAUGCAAAUGCCACCUCAAGGUCCCAAUAUGCCACCAAUGGGUUUCCAACAUGGCAUGCCACCAAAUGGUCCACCCACAGGCCCCCCAGGCCAAGGUCCACCCGGUCCACCGCCUGAACGUGCUGGACAAGAAAACUUGCAUGCACUGCAACGGGCAAUCGAUACAAUGGAAGAAAAGGGUCUGCAAGAAGAUCCCCGCUAUACCCAACUGCUGGCCAUUAGGGCCACCUCGAAACAUCAACACCUGACCAGUAAUCAGAUUAAUAUGUUGCGCACCCAAAUAACAGCAUAUCGUCUGUUGGCGCGCAAUAAACCCAUUUCGCUGCAAAUGCAACAGGCAUUCCAGCAGGCGGCACAACAGCAAGCGGCCGCUGUCGCUGCUGCCCAGCAGCAACAACAACAGCAGCAACAACAACAACAGCAGCAGCAACAACAACAGCCGCCAAAUACCAUACCAGGACAUCCAGGUGUUCCAGGUCCGGCACCAUGUCCUCCAGUACCACCCCAACAGCAGCAGCCGCCCCAACAACCAGGUCAACCGGCGGCUGGUACACCACCACAAUGUUCGACACCGCCAGCCUCUUCACCAUAUGGCCAACCACCAAAUGCUGUUGGUGGUGGUAAAAUGCAACCACCACCUCAUCUCCAACAACAGCAACAAAUGCCACCCGGUAUCGGGGUAGGUCCACCACAACAGCCGCAACCACCAAAUGUCCAAGAUAUGCAUCAAAUGCCGAAUGGUGGUGGUAAACCACCGGGUAUUGGUGGUCCACCGAUGAUGGGAAUUGGUGGCGGUCAGCCACCCAUAUCAUCCCCCAUGCCUGGAACUAUGGCCGCCCAGGGCAUACGACCCCCCGGUCCCGGUGUUGUGGGUAUGCCACCACAAGGUGUACCCAAACAUGGCGCCCCACCACCACAACAACCAAUGCCCAAACCAAAUCGCAUUACCACCGUUGCCAAGCCCCAGGGCUUAGACCCCAUUGUCCUCUUGCAGGAAAGGGAAAAUCGCAUUGCAUCACGCAUCGCCCUGCGCAUGCAGGAAUUACAACGCUUGCCGGCAACAAUGCCCGAAGAUUUACGCCUGCAGGCUGCCAUCGAAUUGAGGGCAUUGCGCGUUCUGAAUUUCCAACGUCAGCUAAGAACCGAAAUUGUCCAGUGUACCAGACGUGACACCACCUUGGAGACGGCCGUCAACAUCAAGGCCUACAAACGUACCAAACGUCAAGGUCUACGUGAGGCCCGUGCCACCGAAAAGUUGGAAAAACAACAGAAGCUCGAGGCGGAACGUAAACGUCGCCAGAAGCACCAGGAGUUCCUGGCAGCUGUCCUCCAACAUGGCAAAGACUUCAAGGAAUACCAUCGCAACAACAAGGCCCAGCUGGCCAGAAUCAAUAAGGCCAUCAUGAACUAUCACGCCAAUGCGGAGAGGGAACAAAAGAAGGAACAGGAACGCAUCGAAAAGGAACGUAUGCGCCGCUUGAUGGCCGAGGACGAGGAGGGCUAUCGCAAACUUAUCGAUCAAAAGAAAGACAAACGUUUGGCCUUCCUGCUAUCCCAGACCGACGAGUACAUCAGCAACCUGACCCAGAUGGUCAAGCAGCACAAGGACGAUCAAAUGCGCAAGAAGGAGGAGGAGCACAAACGUCUGCUGCAAUACAAAAAGGAGCUGUUGAUGAGCGGCGAAUACAUGAGCAUCGACGACACCUGUAUUGCUGCCGAUCUGCAUGUGACCGUGGUCGAAACGGCCACGGGUAAGAAAUUGACCGGCGAAGAGGGCCCCCUCUUGAAGAAUUUAGGCAAAUGGUUGGAACAGCAUCCCGGCUGGGAUUGGGCCGAGGACGAUGAAGAAGUCAAGGAGGAAGAGAAGGCUAAAGAAGAGGCUAAUGCCAAGGAGAAGACAAAUGCCGAUGGUUCCAAGAAAUUGGGAACGGAAAAUGAGGACGAUCCUCGCAGCGAAGAGGAGGUCAAGGCCUUGAUCCAGAAAGUCAAGGUCGAGGACGAUGAAUAUCGUACGGAAGAGCAAACCUAUUACAGCAUUGCCCAUACCAUACACGAAAAGGUCACCGAGCAGGCCAGUAUUUUGGUCAACGGCAAAUUGAAGGAAUACCAAAUCAAGGGUCUCGAAUGGUUGGUCUCGUUGUACAACAACAAUCUGAAUGGUAUUCUGGCCGAUGAGAUGGGUCUGGGUAAGACCAUUCAAACCAUUUCGCUGGUCACCUAUUUGAUGGAUCGCAAAAAGGUGAUGGGACCGUAUCUGAUUAUUGUACCGCUGUCCACGCUGCCCAAUUGGGUACUGGAAUUUGAGAAAUGGGCACCCUCGGUGGGUGUGGUAAGCUACAAGGGAUCACCGCAUGGUCGUCGCCUGCUUCAAAAUCAAAUGAGGGCCACCAAGUUUAAUGUUCUGCUCACCACCUACGAAUACGUGAUCAAAGAUAAGGCGGUGUUGGCCAAGAUCCAAUGGAAAUACAUGAUCAUCGAUGAGGGUCAUCGUAUGAAGAAUCACCACUGCAAGCUGACACAGGUCUUAAAUACCCAUUACAUUGCUCCGUAUCGUCUGCUGUUGACCGGUACACCACUGCAAAAUAAACUGCCCGAAUUGUGGGCCCUUUUGAAUUUCCUUUUGCCCUCGAUUUUCAAGUCAUGCUCGACUUUCGAACAGUGGUUCAAUGCCCCCUUCGCCACAACCGGUGAAAAGGUGGAAUUGAAUGAAGAAGAAACCAUUUUGAUUAUUCGUCGUCUGCACAAGGUGCUGCGUCCCUUCCUGCUGCGUCGUUUGAAGAAGGAAGUCGAACAUCAGCUGCCCGACAAGGUGGAAUACAUCAUUAAAUGUGACAUGUCCGGUUUGCAGAGGGUGCUCUACAAGCAUAUGCAGAGUAAGGGAGUGCUGCUCACUGAUGGCUCCGAGAAGGGUAAACAGGGCAAGGGUGGUGCCAAGGCCCUCAUGAAUACGAUUGUACAGUUGCGUAAACUCUGCAAUCAUCCGUUUAUGUUCCAACACAUCGAGGAGAAAUUCUGCGACCAUACCGGUGUGCAUGGCAUGGUGUCGGGUCCAGAUCUAUACCGUGUUUCGGGUAAAUUUGAACUACUCGAUCGUAUUUUGCCUAAGCUGAAGGCCACCGGGCAUCGUGUCUUGCUCUUCUGUCAAAUGACCCAGUGCAUGACCAUCAUCGAAGAUUAUCUUAGCUGGCGUCAGUUUGGAUAUUUGCGUUUGGACGGUACCACCAAGGCAGAGGAUCGUGGUGAACUGCUGCGCAAGUUCAAUGCCAAGGAUUCGGAUUAUUUCGUGUUCUUGCUGUCAACUCGUGCCGGUGGUUUGGGUUUAAAUUUGCAAACAGCCGAUACUGUGGUAAUUUUCGAUUCCGAUUGGAAUCCGCAUCAAGAUUUGCAGGCCCAGGAUCGUGCCCAUCGUAUUGGUCAGCGCAACGAGGUGCGUGUGCUACGUCUGAUGACGGUGAAUUCGGUUGAGGAGCGUAUUUUGGCUGCGGCCCGUUACAAGCUGAACAUGGACGAGAAGGUUAUUCAGGCCGGUAUGUUCGAUCAGAAAUCGACAGGCAGUGAACGUCAGCAGUUUUUGCAAACCAUUUUACAUGCCGACGAUGGCGAUGAGGAGGAAGAGAACGAGGUGCCCGAUGAUGAAAUGAUCAAUAUGAUGAUUGGUCGCAGCGAAGAAGAGAUUGAGUUGUUCAAGAAAAUGGACGCGGAAAGGAAGCUGGAAGAUGAGCGACUGCAUCCCGGACGUGAGCGUUUGAUUGAUGAGUCGGAGCUGCCCGAUUGGUUGACCAAGGACGAUGAAGAGGUUGAACGUUGGCACACCUAUGAUGAGGAUACCAUAUUGGGUCGCGGCUCACGUCAACGCAAGGAGGUUGACUACACCGACAGCCUUACCGAAAAAGAGUUGCUGCGCGCCAUCGACGAUGGUGUGGAGUUCGACGAAGAGGACGAAGAGGAGGAGGCCAAACGUAAGAGGCGUAAACGUAAAAAUCGCAAAGACGAUUCCGAUGACGACUCGGUGGUGGGCCAGACCAUUAAACGCAGACGUCGCCAAAAUAUCGACAAGAAAAUGAAAAAGCAAAUGAACAAAAUCAUGUCGGCCGUCAUCAAGUACACGCACGAUGACGGCCGCAUUCUGUCGGAACCGUUUAUGAAAUUACCCUCCAGGCAGCGACUGCCCGAUUACUAUGACAUCAUCAAACGUCCGGUGGACAUUAAGAAAAUACUGCAACGCAUUGAAGAUUGCAAAUAUGCCGAUUUGGAUGAUCUGCAAAAGGACUUCGUGCAAUUGUGUCAGAAUGCCCAGACCUACAACGAGGAGAAUUCGCUCAUCUAUUUGGAUUCGAUUGAGCUGGAGAAGGUGUUUGUUAAUGCUAGGCAGCGUAUAACUGCAGCAGCAGCUGCCCAUGCUUCAUCUUCGGCUGGCGAUAGUGGAGGAGGUGGUGGCGGCGGCGCAUCUGAUAAUUCCGAAAACGAAGAGGAGGAAACCCAAGAUAAUUCCGAUGAUGAAGAAAUUGCCACAACCUCAGCGGCAGCGGUAAAAAUGAAGCUGAAACUAAAUAAAUCGGUUGCUGCCGCCCCAAGUACACCAUCUACGCCCACACCUUCCGCAGCGGCAGCGUCCGUUAGUGCUUCGACAAGUAAAAAACAGACACGGCGAAAACGUUCACAGAAGAAAUAUACCAUAUCGGAUGAUGAUGACGAUGAUAUGGAUUAGCUACCACUGGGAGUGGUAUUCUCAUUGCAACAACGGGAGCAGCAACG
Musca vetustissima is the source of this 5419-nucleotide messenger RNA. RefSeq names its product ATP-dependent helicase brm (gene brm). NCBI's taxonomy places the organism in Eukaryota, Metazoa, Arthropoda, Insecta, Diptera, Muscidae. The transcript has 4 exons. Gene Ontology annotation, cellular component: nucleus. The record is from RefSeq and is a predicted model, not a curated record. The coding region runs from base 36 to 5372 and encodes 1778 amino acids. Gene Ontology annotation, molecular function: DNA binding; histone binding; ATP binding. Gene Ontology annotation, biological process: positive regulation of transcription by RNA polymerase II.